UGUGGGCUGAAAAACCAAUCUACUAAGCGAGCGAACUCCCUGUUCACUGGUGGGGAGCAGCCCCGGCCGCCCCUCUUACUGCAUGCACUGGAAACCCCCAAACUCUGAUAGCUUUGGCCUUGUUGCUCCCGUUUCUGUAGCAGAGACACAGACUGCUCUCCUCAGUUGGAAUAUCUUCCCAUCCAGAGGACGUUGGUGCUCGUGCCGCAUCGACAUCCUGGACGUGCCAUCGAAGAUGGUGUAUGAUGUGCUGCACGACAUCAAGUGUCGCCAGGAGUGGGACACCGACGUCAUCGACACGCAUGACAUCAUCCAGCUGGCUGCUAGUGCUGAUGUGGGCUACUAUGCUUGGUGGUGCCUGAAGCCCUGGAAGCGCAGAGAUUUGGUGACAUUGCGCUCCGGGCAGGUUGAGGAUGGGUAUCGUGCUGUGAUCAACUUCUCCAUCAAACAGCCGGGUUGGUCGCCAGCUGUAGGAGUCCAGGAUGGUCUCUUGAGCAGGAUACGGCGCUGGGUCCCUUAGAGCUGAUCUAUAGCCAGUCGUUGCCAGCCUCGCAGGAGCACAGCAGUCUAUAGGCAACACGAUCCUGCCUGUGCCUGGGACAGCUGGGACCCCGGAGCUGUGUAAUUCCUUUACAAGUUCCUCAGCUUGAGGCAGCUCCGCUGUGCCGCUAGCCUAGUCUUUGCCCUUUUCAAUACCAGACCUGAGAAAGGGAGAGGGCAGGGAAGAUGGAAGACAGCGCCUGAUUGUCUGAUGUGUCUGCAUGGAAAUAACCCUCCAGGCAAGGAUCUGCUAAGGGCGGUCUCUGUCUUGGUGGGAUACCCGGUGCAUUCAACUGGGCCCAACAGCUGCAGCCUGACCUACCUGGCUCAGGGGGAUCCAGAAGGGAACCUGCUUCUGCGGGGCUCGGGAUGUGGUG
This is a messenger RNA of Egretta garzetta (little egret), 917 nucleotides long. RefSeq names its product START domain-containing protein 10-like. The transcript has 5 exons. Lineage: Eukaryota; Metazoa; Chordata; Aves; Pelecaniformes; Ardeidae. Gene Ontology annotation, molecular function: lipid binding. The record is from RefSeq and is a predicted model, not a curated record. Bases 83 to 520 code for a protein of 145 amino acids.